Messenger RNA from Phragmites australis (common reed), 2140 nucleotides. RefSeq names its product UDP-glycosyltransferase 82A1-like. The record is from RefSeq and is a predicted model, not a curated record. The transcript is spliced from 2 exons. NCBI's taxonomy places the organism in Eukaryota, Viridiplantae, Streptophyta, Magnoliopsida, Poales, Poaceae. Gene Ontology annotation, molecular function: UDP-glycosyltransferase activity. Bases 159 to 1625 code for a protein of 488 amino acids.
UAAAUGUAUGACAGAACACAUUGACUCAUUGAGUGCCACGGAAGCAAAGGGGAACACAAAUCGAAGUCCAGGGCUGCAUCUAUAAAUCCCGGGCCGCACCUUACUGGAGAAACCACAUAGACGUUAGCUCAUAACUUAGGCCUUCACCAAACGGUGGCAUGGCCGCCGAGGUCGCGCAGCACAUCGUUUUCGUGCCGUUCGCAGCGCAGGGCCACGUCGCCCCGAUGCUGCACCUGGCGCACGCCGUUGCGGUCCGCGGCGACGUGUCGGCUACCGUCGCCGUGCCGGACUUCAUCCACCGCCGCAUGAGCCAGUACUCCGGCGAAGCAGGCGCCGGCGUCGCCCUCGUGCCCAUACCUAGCAGCGUCCCGGACGACGGUGGCGAUGAACCCCCGGGACCCGCUAGCAUCGUGCACUCCAUGGAGCACCACAUGCCGGCCCAACUGGAGGGCAUGCUGACGACGCAGCGCGGCAUAGGGGCCCUUCGCGUCUCGUGCCUCGUUGUGGACCUCCUGGCGUCGUGGGCGAUACCCGUGGCCGCGCGGUGCGGCCUGCCAGUGGUCGGGUUCUGGGUGGGGAUGUUGGCGACCUAUCGCACCGUGGCGGUAAUCCCGGAGCUGAUCGGCAAGGGCUUCAUCUCGGAAUCCGAUUGUCCAUACGCACAUGAAGGUAUCCUACUACCAAGAGACGGAAUCGAUGAAGAUCAUUUCGACAAACACCAGGACAUUGGAGAUGUCAACAUAUUGCCCGCAAAGUUAAAACUGAGGAUGAAAGAUUUUCCAUGGCUCGUCGGCGGCGGCGGCGGCGGCGCACUAUCCCAGAAAUCAAGAUUUGCCUUCUGGCUUCAGACAGUGGAUCGAGCGAAGAACCUCCGCUCCAUCCUCGUCAACUCCUUCCGCGACGAAGGCGGCGACUCCGACCGGUAUGAUCCACCGGAGGGCCAGCAAAUCCUCCACGUUGGACCAGUACUGCUCAGCGACGACUUGAAGAAGACGACUACCAUGUGGCUGGCUGACGAGACUUGCAUGGGCUGGUUAGACAAGCAGAGUCCUGAGUCAGUGAUCUACGUUUCAUUCGGAAGCUGGGCUGCACCGAUCGGACCUGACAAGAUAACCGGGUUCGCGCGUGGUUUGGAGGCCUCCGGACGGCCGUUCCUGUGGGUUUUGAAGAACCACCCUUCGUGGCGAGCGGGCCUCCCAGACCGGUACACAGAGAAGGUUGACAGCCGUGGCAAGAUCAUCUCGUGGGCACCGCAGGAUGACGUUCUUCAGCAUGUGGCCGUGGGGUGCUACAUCAUGCACUGCGGCUGGAACUCGAUGUUGGAAGCUGUACGGUACGGGGUCCGCAUGAUAUGCUACCCUAUCUCUGCAGACCAUUUCAUCAACUGCGCCUACAUUAUUAACAUGUGGGAGGCCGGGAUCGCGCUGGUGAGUAGUGACCAGAGCGAUGUGAAAGAUUGCAUUGAGCGAGUCAUGGAAGGCGAAGAGGGAAGCCGUUUGAAGGGGAAGGUAAACGAGUUGAGGGAGAAAAUCAUGGGUGGUGACGCGGUACGUGUUGCCAAGAUGAGCCUCGAUUUAUUCAUGGAAGGAAUCAAGAAUCACGACACAGAAACAGGGGGCAAGUAACAAAGGUCACUUCGCAGAACGAAUGACGAUGGUCCAUAUGUCUCAACACCUUUACUGGGAAUUCAUAUUAAUUUGAAUCGCUAGUAAUGCACUGCUAUGGAUCGCCUUGCUUCUCAUGUAUUCUCUGUGUCCCCAACAGACCCUUAGCGUUGUGAAAUGAAUAAGAAAGCCUUGUUUCAAAACAGGGGGGGAACCAAUCAACCCCGAAAAGUCACAAACUUUAUGCCCUCCAUAACAUUAGUUUUCCUUCACAUCCCUAUGACCUGAUGUAUUUUCAACAAAUACUUUUAUAAGUUAUCUUGCCCUUUUCUUUGGCUAUUUAGUUCCUUUUCAAAGGAACAACAAGUUGCAUGAUGAUUUGGUAUGCAACCAACAAUUUCAUGGGAUUUGGACUCACCGAACCGGCAAGGGUUAUAACCUGAUUCAUCGCAUGACCUGUUAGACCGGUUCAAUUUGCUCUAAUUUGUCCCAAAUUUACGUGGUUCUUGAUUGAAACACAAGAAAAGGUGGCAAAA